UACAACUAAAGUCUUUCUUAGCUUCUACGGCAAACUACAUAGUAUCACUCGAUUGCUGCUUUAAAAAAUGAACAAUAAAUUCAAUUUGCUAAUUUUGCUCCUUUUGUGCUUCGUUGCGUUCAUAACAGCUUUACCGCAGAGAGGUUGGCGCCCCUGUCCACUCGAUCAAGAGUUCACAAGAUGUGGUUCGGCCUGUCCACCAACAUGUGAUGACCGAGGUGAGCCGAGGAUCUGUACACUUCAAUGUAUAGUUGGUUGUCAAUGCAGACCUGGCAAUGUGUUGAACAGCGCUGGGCGGUGUGUAGACCCAAGCAAAUGUUAGCUGAAUUAAAAGGUGAUCAAGGAGAUUGCAUAAAUCAUACGCGAUUGGGUUACCAGUUAUGUAAGAAAACGCAAACAUUUUAUGUACAUAUAUGCCGUUGAUAUUGAAUAAAACGUGACCGAAAAUAUUGCAAG
Molecule: messenger RNA, 456 nt
Organism: Rhagoletis pomonella (apple maggot)
Lineage: Eukaryota; Metazoa; Arthropoda; Insecta; Diptera; Tephritidae
Product: chymotrypsin inhibitor-like
Exons: 2
Coding region: 68-322 (84 amino acids)
Source: RefSeq, a predicted model, not a curated record